Messenger RNA from Lytechinus variegatus (green sea urchin), 7516 nucleotides. Its product is annotated as myosin-IIIb-like. The record is from RefSeq and is a predicted model, not a curated record. The coding region runs from base 781 to 4752 and encodes 1323 amino acids. Gene Ontology annotation, molecular function: ATP binding; protein binding; cytoskeletal motor activity. The transcript is spliced from 26 exons. Gene Ontology annotation, biological process: regulation of DNA-templated transcription. Gene Ontology annotation, cellular component: myosin complex. Lineage: Eukaryota; Metazoa; Echinodermata; Echinoidea; Temnopleuroida; Toxopneustidae.
UACCGUCUGGUGCGAAACGUCAUCACACGCACCGGUGCACUUUGAAUCAGCUAUCGACAUUUCCGCAUUUAGGAUCCACACAAAAGGUGGUCCUGUGGGUUUACUAUUAUUGACAAACUCGGUUUACAGUCCCACCAGUACACAUUUGUGAUGUUUGACGCUGAAUUGAUAGUUUUGGACUACUGUAUGUGUUGAAGUUUAUUCAUUAUAUAACCAUGAUGAUUAAUUAACAUGAUUUCAUGGAUUUGAUCUUUGAUUUGAAGUUUGAUAGUGUAUUUGUCGACACCCAAUGUGGCUCUGUAUGGCGCCACGAAUAAGGGAGCAAGGAAGAUUCUUGGAGCUGGCUUGUUCCUAGACGCCAACCUAAUGUUAACAUAAUCUGGAGACUUUAAGAAAGGAAAACUGAUAUAUUGUUCCGUUGUAAGGUCAAUAUUGGUUUUGGCAAGUGCAUCGAGUAAGGCAUAUCCAGGAAAUUGUUUUCGAUUUAAAAAUAUUGUUUUUGGAGUUACAUGGAUAAGCUGAAAGAAGGACCAAUCUGAUUCUGUGACCGAUCGAUUCAUUAUGUGCAUUUGGUGCUCUGAACACAAGUGCAUCUUAACUAUCUGCGCGCUCAACUGAUCCUGAAUGGAUGAUAAUGACAAUUAUUUUAAAAGUUUCUUUUAAUCUUGAUUUCCCUAUUCCACCAUUCGUAACAUAAGAUAUAUAACCUGAAAAGUUCAUACGAAAUUCAGGACGCAACACUUUUCCGUCGGAAACUAAUUACUUCACAAUUACUUCACCAUGCCUCGCGGGAUGAAUCUAGAAUCUGCAGACGACCUCGCCUCCCUGGAGUCACUUAAUGAGGACAAUAUGCUAGAGGCUCUUUGUCGGCGGUAUGAAAAGGAUAAGAUUUAUACGUAUAUUGGUGACAUCUUGAUAGCUGUGAAUCCUUACAAGCCCCUAGGGAUCUACUCUUAUGAGACGUCACUUUCUUACUCCGACCUCAAAUACAGACAGUCCCUGGCGCCACAUGUUUUCGCUGUAGCCGACAAAGCAUAUAGCUCCAUGAGAAGAACAGGCAUCAGGCAAUGCAGCGUCAUCAGCGGUGAGAGUGGCGCGGGAAAAACAGAGACCGCCAAGUACGUCAUCGGGCACAUCAUCAGCCACUGUAACAGCAAGAAGAACAAUUUACAGGAAAAGAUCCUGCAGGUAAACCCGUUGCUUGAGGCGUUUGGGAACGCUCGAACGGUAAUGAAUGACAACUCAAGUCGAUUUGGUAAAUUCCUUGAACUUCAAUUCACCGAAGACUGCCAAGUAGUAGGAGCCAAAAUCGACACAUACCUGCUUGAGAAGUCUCGUGUGGUAUCGCAAGGAGAGGGUGAAAGAAACUUCCAUGUCUUCUAUUAUCUGUUUGCUGGAUUAACGGAACAGCAGCUCUUGAGUAUAUUGCUUUCACCCCCUGAAAACCACAGGACUUUAAUGGGGCAUGGAGUGCAGCGCAUCUACACGAGCGAAGCCGAAUUCAUGCACAGUCAGAGGGCAUUUGACGAGCUCCAGGAUAUCAUGGAGCUCGUGGGCUUCACCCAAGAGGACAUCUGGAUGAUCUACCGUCUCCUCUCGGCCGUCAUCCAAAUCGCCGACAUCGAGUUCGAUGUCGAUGAGGAGACGGGCGGCUCCUACAUCGUCGACGAAUACAUCCUCAAAGUUGUCGCCACGUUACUUGGUGUUGACCCGUCAGCCUUGGCUACAGCGCUCAUAUCAAACAUCGUAGAAGCUAGGGGAGAACAGAUCGUGACUUUGAAGAAUGUCGGACAGGCGAACGAUGGUCGGGAUGCCCUCGCGAAAGCUCUCUACAGCAAGCUCUUUAACUGGAUCGUCAACCAAAUCAACUCCCUUAUCGCCCCUGAUGCCGAUUGCCCUGGGAGCAAGGGCUACGAGAUCGGCAUCCUUGACAUAUAUGGCUUUGAGAGCUUCGAGAAGAACAGUUUCGAGCAGCUAUGUAUCAACCUCACCAACGAGCAGCUCCAGUACUACUUCAACCAGCGGAUCUUUGCCUGGGAACUGGCCGAGUACUCUGGGGAGGGUAUCCCCAAGCAGUCCAUUACCUACCAAGACAAUAUGCCUGUUCUGGACCUCUUUAUGGCGAAGCCGCUCGGUCUACUUUCCCUACUGGACGAGGAAUCUAGGUUCCCUAAAGGAAGUGACAUCACUCUGGUUGGCAAGUUCUCGUCCAAUCACAGCAAGAAUAAGAACUUCCUCAUGCAGAAAAAGAACAAGGGAAACACGACCAUCUUCGGCGUGAAGCACUAUGCGAAAGAGAUCUGGUACGACUCAACAGGAUUUCUGGAGAAGAACCGCGAUACAUUCAGUUCUGUCCUGUCCGAAUGCUUGUCAAAGUCCGAGAAUGGUCUCGUCAAAUUCCUCUUUGUCCAACAACAACAGAAUGGUGCCGGCACACCAUUCAGGAAUCAGAAAGAUAUAUUAAUGUGUAAACCGCCCCCUACGAUCUCGGUCAACCCAGCUGUGAGCCUGUCCAGGGAAGCAGCGAGGAAAUUACAAAAACAAAUGAAACAGGAGAAAGCAGCCAGGGCAAAAGCAGCAAAGUCGAGGAACCAAACACCUACCGUGGGAUCACAGUUUAAGGAUUCGUUGACGAAUUUGAUGGAAAAGCUUCUCUCUGCCGACGCACAAUUCAUCCGCUGUAUUAAACCGAACUCGUUCAGCCGACACGACCAUUUCGACCACGAGUUGGUUCUCCGACAGCUUCGGUACACAGGCGUGCUCGAGACUAUCCGGAUCCGAAAGAGCGGAUACCCGACACGGCUUCUGUUCCCGGAUUUUCAGCAUCGGUACAAGUUCAUUGGUUUCCCGAUGACAGCAGACAUCGAUCCGCAUCCCAAGAAGUGCAAACAAAUCUUGGAGGCUGUGGGUUGCACCAACUACCACAUAGGAAAAACAAAAGUUUUUCUGAAGUACUGGCAUACAGAAAAGUUGGACACCCGGAUGGAUCAGCUUUUCGCUCAGGUGGUCACGUGUCAGCGCGUUGCUAGGGGGCGUGCCGCUCGCCGUCGUUACGCCAUCCUCCGAGAUAGAGUACUGCGAGACCUCGCCGACACGGCAUCAUUCUUCGGCGAGAUCGAGAGAAGAGCAGAACGAAGUCACGCAGCCAUGGUCAAGUUAGAUAGACAAGACAAGGAGAGGUUCGAUAAGAAGAAGAGACAGAUGAUUCUGGGAGAGUUGCGGGUUCGAACCGAUAUCCGACAGAAGCAGAUCCAGCAGGAAAAUCGCCCGCCCUCAUCGGCGGCACAGCGACCAACCAGUCCCAAUGGGAACUACCCCCAGAAUGGCAACGGAGGGUUACACCCCAACCACGCCCACCAAAGGAGGGCUGGACCACCUGUAUCGCAGAAACCACUUGGGUAUGGUGCUAUCGGAGCUAUGAACGGGGCUCGAACCGAUAGGUCACAGAUACCGACCAGCAAGCCGCAGGUGGAUGAUACGGAACGCGGAAGACAUGCUGGCGAGAAGCAUGUUCAUUGGCAGUGGUCUCGGCCGAAAGAGGAACCAGUUGAACCAAAGGCUAUCCAAGGAAAAUUCAUUCUUGGAGAGGAGAUCAUCAAUGAGUUGACGUACCAUAUGCACGAGAUCGGACCGGAGGCGUGGUGCAAAGUCUUCUUCAUGGAGAAGCGAUGUCGGUUAUCUGAAUACCAAAUCAAGUCGCCAGCCAUGAUCAUCGACGGUUACGCUUACCAACAUCCGGGAAGACUUGGUUUCGGGGCGUUGGCGAACCCACUACGGGAUCCUGAAACCAAGAAGGUACGUGAACACAUCGGCAAAGGCGUUCAGUUAGAGAUCGAUAGUGAGGGAAACGUCUGGGCCACGAGACUAGGCAAGAAUGAGGUAUUCGUCAAGGGGUGCUUUGAACCCGAAAACCACUGCAUCUCGGCGGAAGUAGUUAAAAACAUGGGACGCCUACCACAAAACCAAGCUAUGAAAGUAUUUGACAUCGUUGAAUACAAGGCUCAACUCGCCAUCGAAGCAAAGAAAGGCGACGGUCAAAUCGAUCACCAUCGGUUGAAGAAACUCAGCAUCGUCUCGCUGAGUUUCGUCAAAGAUAAAGUUGAAGAUUUUAACACACCUUGUUGGAUUUCAUUGGUCGUCCUCCCCGCCAUCAGAAUGGACAAUCCCAAAGUUCUAAGAGAUGUUGGCCGAUUCUUGAAAGCGUUCCGUACAGCAGCACAGAUUGAAGCAACGCUGAUGGGUAGAGAGUCAAGUCGAAAGUGGGCCAGAGUCAACAAAAGACGCUCAAACUAUGACAAGGAGGAUAAAAAAGAUGGCAGAAGAGCAAGGGUAGAGGCGAUGCAGCAGGCCAAAGCUGAGAACAAACCAUACCACUAUAGCUGGGAAGCAACUGAUGAUGAAGAUAUCGGCAUAUCUAACCUGAAUAUGUCAGGUGUGGACCAUGGCGGCCGAAGCUCGGGGUACAGUGAAACAGGGUCCAUCUAUUAUAACAGUGAAGCAGGGGAUUCCCCAGGCUAUGGAGUGUAUGGGGGAAGAGCAAGUAGGAGGAGGGUUUUCAGGGCAGUAUCUAUCAGGAAUGCUGAUGCUUUCAAGCAACGCAACCUGCGAUCAUCCUAUGAGCGCGAUUUCGAAGCCAUGGACGACGAUGGCCCGGUCACGUCCAACUCCAGCGGUUACGACUUGGAAAACAAGAGGCAAUGGGCACGUGUCAAACUCAUCAAGAAGGAACGAAGAAUGAGUGAAGAAAAUUAAAUCUCAUCCAGUUAGUAUUCAAAAUAGAUAGAGAAAUUUCAAUGAUGUAGCUAGCGAUUUAAAUGUUUAUUAUAUGAAGAUGUAUGAAAAACAAACUGCUUGUGGUUUGAGAAGAAGUCGGAUGGUAAAUUUGGAAAAGAGUAUGAUUACUGUUACAUGUAGUUUUGAUGAUUUGGACAGUGUUUGAGUGAAUACCAUCCCAUUACCAUUACUUUGGUAUUGAAAGAUGUCUUGUAUUCGUACUUAAACUGUGAUGUAGGAUCGACAAGUCUAACUUGCUUGAUACUGGUCUGGAUCAUCUGUUCGUAUUUUUCUGUGACUAACUUUGAGUAAUUUAUCUUAUAGAUAUAGAUGGGAGUUAGGAAACAAGUGUUGGUCCGAUUGAAAUUAGGUUUUUUGGUGAAGAAUCGCUGUUAACCAUGGCAUAUUUUUAGUCAUUUUAAGCAAAUAAUCAUAAGAGGCCAAAUUUACAGUUGAUCAACAAACAAUUAUCAUUAUUUUCUUUUUACAGCAGGCCUUACCAAUAUCUUAUGAAGUUCAUACUGAAUGGGUUAUCUAAAUGAAGUUUGUCCAAAUAAAUUUUUUAACAUUCUAUAAAUUAUUAAGUGCAUAUAAUGUCUUUGACAAAUUUACCUCACUUUUCCGAUUAAGAGGGCUGAAUUUAGACCGGUUGCAACGUGUCACACUGAACAAUUGUUAAUUACAGUAUAUUAUCAUGAUACACAUUUUAUCAGCAUAUUUGUAGAAUAUGUUGAUAAGAAGAAUAUAUGUGUGAAUGAAAUUUCAUGGAAAGCAAUUUUACUUUCAAUCAGCUAACCAUGGAAUACAAGUAUAUAAUAUCUGAGAGCAGGGAACAGAACAUAAUCACAACUUGUAAUUCCCACAUACAAACAUACAAAUUGUGUACAACUUCUCGAUUUCACCAAGAUUAAAAAAUGUAAUACACAAAUGAGGCGAAUUUCAUGAUUAUUUCACAUCAAUUGGUUUAAUUUGAGAACACUUAUGCAGUGGCUGCAUACAUAAAAUCACAAGAUACUAUUUGUUUAAAAUGUCAUCUUUUCCCAAUUUACAAAAAUAGAUCUUGCAUACUCAAAGAUAAAACAACAUAUAUAUAUUCACUUUAUUACAGCAUUCCAGUAAGGGCACAAUGGACAAUAGUUUAUUACUUAUACAAUCGCACCAUAUUUCAGGUCAUUCAAUAUGAUUGACUAAAACACAAUUUCCUAAUACUCAAUAUGUUGGGUCGAAAGGGGUCUAAGACCUUGAUCAUAAAUGGUUAUCAGUAAAAUAGUCAAAAACCUCUGUAAACCACAAAAAUCCUGCUUGUAAUUAGAUGCGGCCAAUUAAAACAUAAUACUCGUAAAAUGACCCACUGAUAUGCAUAAACAUUCAGAAUAUCAUGUAAUGAUUAUAAAACCAACUUUUAAUUUAUGCAACAAAACAGAUGGCAUUGCAUACCAACAUUUUUUAAAGGGAAAUAACAGGUGCAAUCGAUAGUGACACGAAACUCACUGAUGUCCCAACUGCAGUUAUUCAUGUAAAAAUGCUUUCAUUGAAUGAAAAUGACAGAUGAUGGAUGACUUAUAUAAAAUCAAGACCACCAAAUACAAAGUAUAUACAUUUAGAUUUCUUUAUAAACAAACAGUAUCAUAACAUUUUCAGCUGAACAUGGGAAAAUAAAAAAAAAUAAUUACUGUAUUAAGUUAUUCGUAUAAUACUAAGUUUUCAUUUUGUUUUACAAAAUGGAACAUAUGAUGAUGAGUAAAUUUAAUAGAGAGCUAAUGGCAAUUGUUUCAGCAUAUGAAGUGCCUUUACAUGAAUUAUAUUUGUGAUUCCUUACAUAUAUGCCUUUAGUGUUAAUAGAUGGUACUUAAACUUAGCGAGACUGGUUACACCCGCCAUGCAGUCAUGACUGGCCAAUCAUAUUCUUGUUCAAAUUUGAAUGAAGUGGUUUGACCAAUCAGAUGAUUGCUGGGGGUGGGGCUUCCAUUAUGACAUCACAAAUGUAUAGAUAUAUAUUUUUGUUAUCUAAAAUUUCAUGUUGAAAUUAUUGUUUAUUUUACAAUACAAAGUGUACUGUAUGGUGUAUACAUCAUUUUCUUGCUAUUUAUAGAAUUGUAGUUAUACAAUCAAAACUUGUAUUGCAUUUCAUUUGAAAAACAUAAUCCAUUUCAUUUCAAUUCAGUUCAACUUUUAUUUCAAUCCAACAUCAUUUCUUAUUUUUCUAUCAAUCUGUAUGAAACUAAUUACAUGCCUUAUGCACAGCGACGUUUAUGUUUAUACAGAAGCACUAUAUAUAAAGAUUUAUAUUCAAACGGUUUUAAUUACAGUAAAAUAUUUGUGAAUUUUUGACUGAGAGAUUGUAUAUGUUUGUUUGAAAUAUUCCCAGUACUAUGACAUUUGAUAUGUAAACAUGUUUAUUCAGAGAGAAAAGAGAAUACUAGUCCGAAAUGUAAUAUGACUGAAAAGGUCAGGUAUUCAAAUAAUUAAUUUUCACAUACAGUAGUUUCUGGUUAUAGUUUUAGUUGUUUGAUAAUAUAUGUAUAGUUCAUUAACCCAUUUACUACUGGAACCAAGUGGCUCCUGUGCAAAGCCAAUAGGAUUUACAAGAUUCAGAAGACAAAGGGUUAAGUACGAAGUAGAUAACUUCGCUGCAUUUUGAACACCCAUCUUUUACCUGUUACAUGAUAUUGAUAUUGGUGAACAUCUCAACUUGUCAUGUAUAUUGACAUGUACAUAUAAUGCAUCAAGAGUUUUAUUUUCA